GAAGGGAUGCGACGGAUGAGCAUGACAAUAUGAAAAUAACGAAUUAAUACCACCAACCAUAGCAACCUUACAAAAUGGCUGACAUAUCAUAUCCUCACAAAGGUCAGCAGCGUGCAAACUAUGCCACAUUAUGCAGGCUUUUCCUUGAGGUUGGAACCCUUGCUCUACGAGAAACUUUCAACAAACUGUAUCCACCAUUAUUAUUAGUCGACAAGUUAGCAAAGCCAGACAUUCACAAAGCCCUCCGCAGGUUUAAAUAUUACGGUGUGAUUACCCAGUCUCAAUGGUUGGCCUUGUACCCAAGACAUAAAGAAUUGGCGACAUCUGAAACAUAUGACGCGACCUUGCUCUUGACGCUACUGACCCACGUCUGCCAUUUAUCACCACCGUAUCCAAAUGGAUGGAGAAAAAUGCCUAAAGCAACAGAUCAUAGCCUUUCGGCACAUAUUGCACAUUUCCAAUGUAUCCAAGCUUAUCUUGGGUCCGUAACUCACGUGGACCAAAAGAACUUCACAACAUAUUGGAAUACCAUAUCAGAACUACUAAAGGAUCUAGGGGGAGCAACUUGUGCCGUGUGGAUCAAAAGACUAAGGAUUGCUAACUUGACACUAGAUGAAGAAAAACGAUACAUUGAUCUGGUCCAGCAAUGGAACAAACUAGAAAAUCUGGUGCGGGAAAAUGAAGCAAACAUGUACAAAAUAAAAACCAGACACCACAAUGACGUAGCGAAACUAUGUAGUGGUACCUUACCCACUAUAGAUGGCGCUAUUCAUAAAGUAAACGGAGCUAACUCACCACGACAAUGGACUCGCCACCAACGAGAUAGUCACAAAUAUGCAACACAAGCAAAUUCAUCAGAGAUGUCCAUCGAGCAGAGAGAUGUAAUCAACAGAUUCUACUCGACAAUAACAGCGAGAAUACUUCCAGAUGACAUCACACCAAGAUUGUGUCAUCAUAACAUUAUGACAUCAUCAGAAAUAAAAACAAUAUCAAUGAAUCAGAACAGAGCUGACAAGAUGCGCUGUUUGCUAGAUUUUCUGGUAACCAAGACAACCAGGGCAUAUAUGGUAUUUCUUGAAGCCAUACGUGAAAAAUAUUCUGAUAUCUAUGAGGCGAUGCAGAAAACACGUUUUGACUUGAUGAAUACUGGGAAACUAUCAAAUAUGACAAUAGUUGACAAAGCUGAGAAAGCCCUGAGGUGCUACUACAGUAGAGUAUACAGCAAGCACAGACCUAUACAAUGGCAGGGGAAUACUACUAGACUGGGGGAUUUCUACUGUCAACUAGCUGUCCUGGACAACUCAGGGGUAUCUAUUGGUAUAGACCACCUGCUGGGAAAUAUCAGAACUAAACAGCAUCAUUCAAGGCGUAUUCUCAUACAUGGUGACUCAGGAUGUGGGAAAUCAACCUCCAGCCAUUAUCUGGUUCAACAAUGGGCAGAUAACAACAUGAUAGAUACCCCAUUUAAGCUGGUCUUCCACAUGGACUUGAAGCUCAUUGGUAACAUGCUCCAUCCAGCUGUUGUAGAGCCUCUUUCUCAUUCUACCUUGAACCUUGAAGCAGACGACAUCUGGUCUCUCAUUGAGGCAAACCAGAAUGAGGCUCUAUUAGUUAUAGAUGGAGCUGAUCAUCUCCAAACUCGGCAACAAGAUGCAUUGACUGACCUAUUUACCGGAGAUUGGUUGAAACAUACUCAUUUAAUUAUGUUUGCCAAUCUAAAACACAUUGACACAGAUUUCGCAAAACAGUUUGAUGUUCAGUAUCAGUGCAUGGGCUUCAAUGGAACUAAAGAAAUCAGAAAAUUUGUCAGAAAGUACACCGAAAUUACAAAGGCGCCAGAAAUUAAUAUGAAACCACUGGAAGAAUAUUUAAAUAAUACAGACCCUACAGACUCAAUGCAAAUUCUCAUGAAGACUCCUGGUUAUGCGUUGUGUGUAUGCACAGCUUGUGAUGUUGGUAUGGAGCCCAAUUUUCAUGCAAAAACAGCAAUAUUGAAAAAUUUUCUUAUAGCUCUAAAGUCACAAUUCUGCAAACAAAACCUCGCUGAAAAUUCAAGCAAACUGAAAAUGAAAGCCUCCACAACAUUGCAUCAUUUGAGACAACUUGCACUGCAAGGCGCAAAAUCCCAGAAGUCAAGAUUUCACCUAGAAUUCUUAGACAAGGAAUACAACAACCCUAUGAUGAAUGAGAUUGGGUUAAUAUCAAAGGUGAAGAUCAUGAUAAAAGAGGACCAAGAAGGGGAAAUUGUAACAUUCUGUAACAGGUUCAUACAGGACUACCUCACAGCACUUUGUAUCGUAAAUGAACCAUCUGUUGACGAAACUGAGUACCAUAUCAGACUACUGGAUGAUCCGAAAUGGAUUGACAUUUGCAGUUUUUAUUUUGGACUUAAGAACAGUAGUAGUGAUGAAAUAGCAAUUGAAUUAAUGGAGGAUAUGGCCACCAAGUAUAGCAAUGAUACCACUGAUAAAGAUGGGCAUGUGAAGAAAACAACAAAGGCACAACCAAGGCAAGAGCCAGUUGAAAAUCACCUGGAUGAGUUCAUGAGACCUCUGGAAUGUUUGAAUGAAUGUGAAGGAAGAAUGGCAGUUGUUAAAUGUCUCACUACAGCUCUGCCAGAAUGCAUUGCUAUCAAUGGUAAAAAUGUAAUAUCACAAAGUGCAAUUCUUGGGUUUUCACAUGCACUUUCAACAAGCAAAUCAAAAGUCACUCAACUGACCUUGACCCUUGACAGUCAUGCAACCUAUAGGUCAAAUGUGUACAUUAAGUUGGCACAUGCAAUCAGAAGCAAUGGGAGUAUUACAACCUUGAUACUGAAGUGGAGUUCCCCCGAUCUCCUAGCAACAUUUAUCUCACAGAUCUUCCCUGGCAACACAACAAUCACACACAUUGCAUGCACGGAUGAAUCCAAGAUGGCUGAUGCUCAACUCUCUGGAACAUUAUGGUCAAAUAUACGAUCUAGUUGCCAGGGGAUGUCUCGGGUUCAAUAUUUGGGGUUCACACAUUGUAAAAACCCAAAUUUAAUCAAUAAUGUCCUCAGGAAUAUCCCGAAUGAGACCAGAACUCUAGAGCUAUCCCACUGUACUUUUAAUGUUGUAACUGCCGAAGAAGUAGCUAUUAAACUUGAGAGGAACCAACACUUGAAGGUCCUGGACCUCAGUCAUGUUCCUCUGAACAGUACAUUUCUCUCUGCCCUAACAAGGGGAAUACGUAUCAAUUCUACAAUACGUGACAUCAACCUAGGACAUUGUGACCUAGAUAUGACGGGACUGAUGGUGCUUACCGAGGCCUUGAAAUUCAACAAUGGCCUUCGAAGUCUUGAUAUCAGAAACACUGUACUUACAAAUGAAGGAUGUAAACUGCUAGUUAAAGCUGUACAAGUGAAUAAAACAAUAAAACAGGUCUGCCUCACUGGCUGCAAGAUUGCUACUGAGGGGAAAUGGAUGUUAGAGACUUUCAGAAAGGAUGGUUUUCAAUUGCUAGGAUUGUCUGGAAAUAAACUCAGGUUUCCAUGAAAAUUCUAUCGCAAUGUCUGGUACGUUAUCAAUAUAAUGAUUUUAGACAAAAACAUUCAGAGAGACAUCAUACUUUGGUUCACAAACAAAAUGCUCAUCAUAAAAACAUAAAUCAUUAUUUUGAUAUUUUACCUAAAAGACAUUUUGAAGUUGCUGCAGUUGCUAACAUCCAUCUCUCCACAGUAGUAAGGUAUAUCUUGGAUCACCACUCUGUACAGUAAAACCUGUCUAAUCCAA
Molecule: messenger RNA, 3752 nt
Organism: Owenia fusiformis
Lineage: Eukaryota; Metazoa; Annelida; Polychaeta; Sabellida; Oweniidae
Source: the annotation of a GenBank genome assembly